Molecule: messenger RNA, 1033 nt
Organism: Thermothielavioides terrestris NRRL 8126
Lineage: Eukaryota; Fungi; Ascomycota; Sordariomycetes; Sordariales; Chaetomiaceae
Exons: 1
Coding region: 140-730 (196 amino acids)
Source: RefSeq, a predicted model, not a curated record
CCCAUCAUCAACUCUCGGUGUCAAGCUUCACGGCCAUCCGUCCUCGUGUACAUAAUCGGCCUUCUUCCAAGCCAAAAAAACGCCGCCUCUCCCGUCGGAAACAUCUCGUCGACGUUGUCGACGACAGCAAGGACACGAAAUGGUUCACAUCGCCAAAUCCUUCAUCCUGGCCGUCGGGCUUCUCAGCGGCGUCAGGACGGCACCAGUUGAGCAAGCCCGAGUGAGGGACGUCCAAGCCGCAAGAACGCCACUCCACGACGCCGUCUUGGCCGUGAACGCUGCCGUGAGCAAGGCCAGCAUCCAGGGCAGUCUCCAGGACUCAGGGGUCCUCGACGACAUCGAGCGGCUCCUCGACAUCAUCGCCAGCCACGUCGAGCGGAUUCGCGACGCAACCGGGGGCAACAACAACAACGGCACCUCCGACCACAACGCCACCGGCGCCAUCAGCCACCACGCCGAUGACACGGACCCGGAGCUCGAAGACAACAACAACAACGACAGCCCGCCGAAGAAGCACCCUCCUCUCCUGGCCGACGCGUUCGCCGGCGCCGACGACACAGGCCCCGGCCCUGAGCCGAACAUCAACAUCACCUGCAACGGCAUCACCGUCUGCAAUCCCGUCGCCAUCCUCAACGGCAAGGGCGGCCGCAAGGGCCAGUGGGGGAAGGACAUGGGCAAGAGCAUCAAGGACGCCAAGGACAGGGUCAAGAAGGGGGGCGGCAAGGACUGAGCGGCAGUUCGAGCAUCUUUUCUGUUUUUUUGGGUGUUGGUACCAGUUGGGUUGGGAAACACGUAUACAUACGUCACAUGAGCGGUAGAAAUUUUAACACAUAAUGCAUGAUCCAAAUUUCGGCGUUGCUGAAUUAUGAAAUUAUGACAUAUGUGUUGCCGUGGAGAUGAGGUUGCUUGCUGGGAGCAGUGAAGACCUCCUCAGCGUGAACAGUGUAGUGGUGCGCGUGAUGUCUUGGCCCAUACAUCGGAUUUCUUGUUGUGUAAGCACCAACUUUGUUGGUAAGUAGGGAGUGCUACCUCC